CUCUCCAGCCUUUACCAGGUUGGACCGGUUUAGGUAACAACCGCUUCCCACUUCCGCGUCCCAGGAGCGCAGUCAAGCCCGUUCUCCCUCACAAUCGACUUGGCGUCACCGGGCGUUUAUCCCCAACCCCGGGCCGGCACGGGAACCGAGAGACGUUGAUCCGCAUCGGAGGCACCUUUCCCGCGCUGGAUUCGUGAUGGAGGCUCUUCACUACCGGUUCCUAAAUGAUCUGCGUGUCGGGAACGUUAAAUCGAUAUUAGCCGGUCCAGGAACAUGGAAUUCUCUCAAUAACGAAUGAAACAUGAAGGUAGCAUAGAAACAACAUGGAUGCUCGAGCCCACCCCUCGUCCUCGGUUAUAGAAACAUACAUAGUAGUCGGGCGAACCGCCAACCCCUUAGUUCAAGGUUUGUACCCAGCCUCGAAGGGGUUAUACGUAGUUGGGUAAAUUUGGCCGUGAAGCUUCUCACGAUGCUGAAGUCAGUCUUGAUCACGGCGCUGGCCCUCCUUGGCCCGGCAUGUGCCCAAGAGUCAGAGACCUUCACGAACCCCAUCCUAUACGAGGACUUCCCGGACAAUGACAUUUCAUUGGGGCCGGACGGCGCUUUUUAUUACUCGGCGUCCAACUUUCACUACAGCCCCGCUGCCCCUAUUCUCCGGUCCUACGAUCUUGUCGACUGGGAGUUCGUCGGCCACUCGAUCCCUCGCCAGAACUUUGGCGACGGCUACAACCUGCCGCCCACCGGCGAGCGUGCCUACCGCGGCGGGACAUGGGCCUCGACGCUGCGCUACCGCGAGAGCACCGGCCUCUGGUACUGGAUCGGAUGCGUCAACUUCUACCACACCUGGGUGUACACGGCCCCCAACCCCGAGGGCCCCUGGACCAAUGCGGGCAACUACGGCAACGGGGUCUGCUUCUACGACAACGGCCUGCUGAUCGACGACGACGACACCAUGUACAUCGUCUACAGCUUCAACGACGGCAAGCAGGUCAACGUGACCCAGCUCGCCCCCGACGGCCUCAGCACCGUCCGCACCGAGAAGGUCAUCGAGCCCGGCCAGGUCAGCGUCGACAGCAUUGAGGGCAACCGCAUGUACAAGUUCAACGGCUUCUACUACAUCCUCAACGACCACCCCGGCAGCACCGCCUACGUGUGGAAGUCAGAAUCCCCCUGGGGUCCCUACGAGGGCAAGCCCCUCGCCGACAACGUGCAGAGCCCGCUCCCGGGCGGCGGCGCACCGCACCAGGGCAGCCUAAUCGAAACCCCACAGGGCGACUGGUACUUCAUGUCCUUCACGUGGGCCUUCCCGUCCGGCCGACUGCCGGUACUAGCACCGAUCGAAUGGCAAGACGACGGCUUCCCGACGCUCGUAACCGACGCCACAACCGGCGCCUGGGGAACCUCCUACCCGCUCCCACUGCCGCGCAAACCGCUCAACCACAGCUGGGCGAGCACCAACUACCCGUUCACCACGCUGACCACCCUCCCGCCCACCUUCGAAUGGAACCACAACCCGGACACGGACAGCUUCACCCUGACCCCAGACGUCGGCCUGGUCCUCUCCACCGCCACGGCCAACGAAACCGACGACCUCUACUCGGCGCGCAACACGCUGACCCACCGGGUGCACGGGGAAUUUCCCACCGCCACGCUGGAGCUGGACGUGGGCGGGAUGGCGGACGGGGACCGGGCAGGCUUGGCCGCCUUCCGGGACCGCAGCGCGUACAUCGGGGCGCACCGCACGGGCGACGAGCUGCAGGUGGUGGCGCGCUUCAACAUGACGCUGGACGAGUGGGGCGGGCCGACGCUGGAUCUGGGCGAGGUGGUCGAGACGGUGCCGCUGGGUGCCUUUGGGGAGGUGGGGACCAGGUUGUGGUUUCGGCUGAGCAUGGAUGUGAGGCCGGAUGGGGCGCAUGAGGCGGGGUUUGAGUAUAGUGUUGAUGGGGAGGCGUUUGUGGCGGUGGGGGGGAAGUAUGAGCUGUAUACGGGCUGGGCGUUCUUUUUGGGGUAUCGGUUUGGCAUCUUCAACUAUGCGACGAAGGCGUUGGGCGGGAGCGUGACGGCUGUGAGCUUUGCCACCGGGUCGAAGUGAUGACGGGGAGUGAGGUGAUGAUGGUGAGGUGAUCCGGGGGUAUUUGUAGCUUGUCCACGUUCUGGACCUUGUUCAUACAGAGUAUUCCGGAUCUUGUUCAUGUUCUUCUGGACCCAUGGUGCAUUCCGGUGAGGUUGUAGGUGACCUCA
This is a messenger RNA of Chaetomium fimeti, 2241 nucleotides long. RefSeq names its product hydrolase-like protein. The record is from RefSeq and is a predicted model, not a curated record. The transcript has a single exon. The coding region runs from base 470 to 2092 and encodes 540 amino acids. NCBI's taxonomy places the organism in Eukaryota, Fungi, Ascomycota, Sordariomycetes, Sordariales, Chaetomiaceae. Gene Ontology annotation, molecular function: hydrolase activity, hydrolyzing O-glycosyl compounds. Gene Ontology annotation, biological process: carbohydrate metabolic process.